Molecule: messenger RNA, 4384 nt
Organism: Ectocarpus sp. CCAP 1310/34
Lineage: Eukaryota; Phaeophyceae; Ectocarpales; Ectocarpaceae
Source: the annotation of a GenBank genome assembly
CCACGGCGAUGGCAAGCUAGGAGUGCAGUGGCUGGCCUGGCUCUAUUGCUCCCUCUCUUUUAAUCCUCCCGACGAAUUUAUCUCUACGAGAACAGCGACAAGGUGAGAACUGCUUCCCAGCCCUCGGCCCUCGGCCCUCGGCGCCCUCGCUCUUCCUACAAUCGCGAAGUUCCGCCGCAUCAUACGAACCGAACCGAGCUCGCUGUUUGGGAUUCGACCACCCCCGCACCACACUCGGGCUUCCAGCCGUCGGUGAUGUCCCUCAGGGAACUACUUGGACUCAACGACGCAGAGCCCCGCCCCCAGCAGAUCUGUGCGCCACCAGCCACGGGUCUGAACCUCCAGAGAUCCCUCGUCCCAGCUGGCGGCGCGGCAUCAGGCCCUGCCAGGAGCAGGAGCAGCAGCAGCAGCCGCGAGAGCGGAGACACAGCGCGCCGGCUGAACACGGGCGAGUCGUGGAGAGAGGAGGAACACCGGCGCAUCCAACGCAUGGAUCCAGGAGGCAGGGGCGGCGGAGGGUCCGGCCAAGUGCCGGAUGGGUGCGGAGUAGCUACCUCAGCCUUUGCGCACCGCCAGCAGCAGCCACCUGCAUCUGGGUCCGAGGCGCACGGGCAGCAGGGGGGGGUGGUAUGGCGGGGCGGGGGCGUGGAUUGGGCAACGGGGGCGAGCAACCGGGAUCAGCUCAACCGGGAGUUUUUGCUCCAGCAACAGCAGCAGCAGCAGCAUCAGCAGCAGUCGGAGGCCCGGCAUCGCUGGGAGCAGCACCAUCGACAGAUCAAGGAGAGCCAGGAGAAGCAGGGGCAGCAGUUCUUGAGCGAGGUUGCGAGAAAAUACCAACAACAGCAGCAGCAGCAGCAACAGCAGCAACAGCAACAACAACAGCAGCAGCAACAGCAGCAUCAUCACCAGCAACAACUCCAGCAACAUCACCAGCGCGAGAGCGCCUCGGGGGUAGGGCGUAUUUCCCACAACCCUUCGCCAUCACCACCCCCCUUGCAGCAGCACCAGCAUCACCAGCAACACCAGAAACAACAACACCGGCAGCGGCAGCAGGAGAACAAAACCCUGAAGAAAGAACAGCACCAGCGACGGAAGGAGGGUGCUGCUGCUGAUAAGACGCAUGAAGGCCAGGCUGGGAACAAGCAGGAGCUGGUAGCCCUCAAGGCCGGGCACGGGGUUGCGGUCGACCAUCUGAACAUGCUCGUCAGUCUGGUGGAAGAGAUGACGCAUAAGUGGGAACGGCAACUCGACGACGGCGGGGAGGGAGGAUGGGAUGACGGCAUGCUGGCGAGAGAAGGCACCGAAGCCGUGAAAGCGAUACGAUCGGCAGCCCUCGAGGGGCCUGGGCUGCCUAUCGGGGUGAUCGAUUGGCCGGGAGUUGCUAGCAGCCUGUGGAGGCGACAUUCAGUGGCAUGGUCGCCACAGCUAUGCCAGGGUUUGUGGAAGUUCGUGGCGUACGGCGACGUGGGGGCCGCGAUGAACGCGCUUCCGAGAGCAGGGGAGACGCUCAACGGCGCGUGGACCCGGCAGGAUCUGCUAUACGACUCGGAUACGGAGGCGUUGUCCGUCAACCCGCUCUUCAUCUCCAAGGAGGACACAACCUCCAAAAUCCCGAGGUGGGGACGGUCGAGAUCGAACCCUGCCGGUAAGCGCGAGUGGAGCCUUGCGGAGAAGGCGAGGAGCGAGGAACCGCUCCGUCGAGCGCCGAUGCUCAUGAGCGGCUCAAUCGACCUGCGACACUCUCCCGACAGACCCGGCAGGGUCGGGAAGCAGGCCGCGGGCCGUGCUUCGGACGAAGAUCAGCUCGUGCCCCUCUGCACAAUCGCCGCGCGGCCUACGUUUGUUCGAACCCGCAAGCGGCCUGCGAAGGGGAUUGCUCGGCCACGGGACCCGCCGUCACCGCGAAGCGCAAAAGCUGCCGCUGAGAUCGCAGAAGCGGAAGCUCAAAUGAGGAGCGGCAGGGGAUGCAGCUUCUCCUACAGCAGUCCGCAGCAGACUCUUCGGCGUCCGGAAAACAGAACCCGAAGGUCAACCGCGCCUCCGGUAACGCCCACGCUGCAGGUUCGCCCCCGUUAGCGCAGGCCGGCGGCGGUGGAGGUGUAGCGGAGGGUCCAAGGCUGCAACAAAAGAAGCAGAGGAACAGCACCACCAGCGUCGAGCGGGCCGCGUCCGAGGCAGCAAAGCGGGCGGAGGUCUGGGCGGCGGCUAGCGAUGCGGCAGCAGCCGCGGCUGCUGCCGCCGCUGCUGCUAAGGGUUCUGCAGCGGCGUCGGCUUCCACUACCGCACGGUGGUCAAGCCAUCGUUCGCCGACUGGUGGGCCUGCAAGAGGCUUGGCUUCGGUUCCACAGCAGGUGGAAUGGCAGAAUCAGGGAGAUGCUUGUACGGCGGACUCUCAGGGCCGCCAACACGGUCGGCCUGUGGUAUCGGAGGGGUCCGCCCCCCCGGUGCCGCCAACCGCAAACCUCCACGCGUUGCACGUCGCCGCGAACGCCGUAAGCGACGGCGCCGCCGGCAGACCGCCGCCGUCGUCCCAAGACCCGGCUGUAGAGCAGAGGCGGCAUUUUGCGUCAAGCUCAUCCUUCUCUAGACAGCAGCAGCAUCAGCAUCAGCAGCAGCAGCAGCAGCAGCAGCGUCAGCAGCACAGCUAUCCACAGGCCGCCGUCCCAGCGGGCCCUCCGCACCCGAACCGGCCUUCAGCGGUCACCUACAUACACAUGGGUGGGGGCAUACUGGAAGCCGCGAACGACGGCAACGGCGCCGUUACCGCCGCAUCUAACCCCUCGCGAAGCCUUCGCGCGGCCACCGGGGUUGAGCGUGCAGGAAUCGGUGAUGUUCGCGGCGGCGGGUUGGGUGCCAGCGGGGGAAGCAGCAACAGCAUCGGAAGCGGCGGUGCCGGUGUCGGGGCGACAGCAGUGGGAGGCCCGCCGACGUGGAGCCGAGCGGAAGAAUACGGUGCGAGCGGGGGGGGGGCAGUUCCAGACCGCCCACUACCACAGCGUGCGGACGUGUCCUUGGCACCGCCCUCGCUGUUCGAGGCCCGGCCUCCGGCGCCCGCUGUUUCCGGGGUGACGGUACCGGGGUUCGGAACGAUUGCCGCCGGCGCGAUUCUGCAACGCCCCCCAGCCUCAGAGUCGUAGCGUCCAAAGCACAGGAGAGAAUUUAGUUCAUGGCAAGUUGGUGACAUCGCCAGAGGCUGAUGAUCUCGCAGGUCAUGGCUUGUGGUGCCGGAAGCUGCAACAAAUGAGAGUUUGGACAGGGAGGGUGUCAAGAUCUACGAUCUGCAGGAUCGGGCACAGAAGAGUGCUUCGGCGUUUGCAUGCGACGCGACGGGGCUUCGGGCACAGCGUACCCUAUUGGCUUCACUGCUUGUACAACUGCUGGUGCUUAGAGGGGGAACUUUUGUCAAGUCUUUGUCAAAUUAAAAGUAUACGGUGGCGGGACCCACUCCUGUUUUUGAGUCUAAAAGUUUGAUGUAUUACUUCGCACCUUGUUUUCGAGUUCAACCUGUGACAACCAAAACUUUUCUCUUGAUAGCAGAGAGGGGGAUCGUUGUACUGUUUACAAUUCAGGAAAUUUUCUGCAGUGUGAUGGAAAACGAUAUGAGCGUUGUGAACGGCCGGGAUGGAUGGGAGGGAAAGCAGGCGGGGUUCGGGUAUGUAGGUCCUGGGUUGUCACUCUUGAGUUAGUCUAAUGUUCCACCUUCGUCUCGAGUAAUGGUAUGACCGUGUUAUCUACUUACCUGGACAGAGCGGGCGCGGCACUACUGCUGUUGCGACUGUCGACGGGUUGGGUCAGCUUGUCCGCUGGGUGUUGUUUGCGUGUUUGGUAUGUAUGGUACGUUGUUUUGAGGAGGGCCGACUUCGAUGUGAAAUAGUUCAGGGGGGCUGUUUGCAUGGAUAUUUGCUCAGGUUUUCUUCGUUGGAGCGAAUAAUGAUUAUUUAAGUGCAGGGUUGUUAGAAGCCGAAGUCAGCGCUGUAGUCUAAUGGUUUCAAUUCGGCUUCCAGAGAGGGUUUACCUAUCGUGUCGUGGUGUUUUGUACAUCAUCCGGCAUGCACCAACUCUAGAGCCCUGUCAUUUACUCUCGGCUUCUCUCGUACCCGAUGUAGCCUGAUUUAUGUACAUAUCGCACAAAUCAAGUUCAUUCUGCCAUCUUCCCCCUGUCUACCUUUCAGCCGCCACGCAAAUAAAUGUAGCUCCGCACGGCACGCCAUAUUUAGUCAACAAUAUUAUUUUAUGCAUACGAAAGUACGAACCAGACGAUUGGCAGGCAGUCGAACCUGCGUAGAAGACCCUCCUCCAAUCUAAGUCCAGGUCAUUCCGGGCGCCUUUGUAAGUUUCAUUUAGAACACCAUAGGUAGGUAUGCAUGUAGGCGUCUUGCGCGUU